AUGGUAGAGCAUGAUGAUGAUAUUGGCGUUUCUAGUGCUAAUGAGGUGUCAAUGAGUCUAGAAGACGAAGCAGCAGCACAUGUUAAAAGACGAGGAAUAACUUGCCACGAACAAAGAGAGAUGAAACUUCAUAUUUCAUGUCUUCCAAAUGAUGUUUUGUAUUGUGUUCUUGAUAAGUUGUUGGAGCUCGUCGACUAUGUUCGUUUCGCCGCUGUUUGUAAGGAACUGCAGCAAGUUGCAAAACUCUACAAUUGCACCAAGCAACGUUGGGUGAGUAAGCCUAAGCUACUUCCGAUGCUCAUGCUUCCCCCUAAUGAAUCCGAUAAUGAUACAAAGCAAAGACUACUGCAGCAAUAUCUUGUGGAGUCAACAAAUGGAGACCUGUUGCUCGUUCUAAGAUUUUAUGCGUUUAAAGAAACCUCCUUCGGCGUUUGCAAGAUCGUGUUCAACGAGGAAGACAAGUCCCGCGUUCAGCUGGUUGAGGUAAAAUGCAUUGGAGAUGAUGCGAUAUUCUUAGGCCAAAGUCAAUCCCAGUCUGUUUUAGCUUCAAGUGUUCCUGGCUGCAAGCCGAAUUGCAUAUACUAUGCCACAGAAAGUGUUAAACGGGACGAGUAUCCUAGUGAGUGUGAUUACUUGAAAAGCGAGAUGGGUAUUUUCAAUUUAGGGGACAGAACCAGGACAACACUAAUCGACUCUGAUUCUAUAUGUAAGUGGAAUUGGAACGAGAUGAAGAUGCCGUUUUGGGUCCUGCCAUCAUUGGGUCGUAGUUCAUAG
Messenger RNA from Fragaria vesca subsp. vesca, 774 nucleotides. RefSeq lists its product as uncharacterized. Bases 1 to 774 code for a protein of 257 amino acids. The transcript has 2 exons. The record is from RefSeq and is a predicted model, not a curated record. Lineage: Eukaryota; Viridiplantae; Streptophyta; Magnoliopsida; Rosales; Rosaceae.